AUGACGGCCCUUCAACCAUCCAUCGAGUACUUGUCCACGGGAGCUAACCGGCAGACUGACAUUGCUGACUGGAGCCCAUGCGGUCUACUUGCCUAUGGUGCGGACUCCAACAUUGCCCUGUGGACACCAUCUUCACAAAAUGACGAAGGAAUUGUCUCUCUUCUGAGUGGGCACAAGGAGGUCGUCAAGACGGUCAAGUUUCUCCUCCAAGUGGACGGAGAGGACCGCAAACUCCUCGUCAGCGGCUCCGAUGACCAGACGCUCAAGGUCUGGUCCCUGGACCCCAAGACCAACCAGGGAGAGUGCGUGCAAACGGUUCACGAGCACUCUGCGCCUGUAAACUGCAUAGCGAUUCUCCACUCGAGAAACGCACCUAAACAGUUUCUCCUCGCCUCGGGAGCCGCCGAUGCGACCAUCAAGAUCUGGCAGCUCACCGCGGGCCGGCUGCAGCUCCGCCAGACCAUCAAGACCAGUCCCAAGUACUUCCCCUUGUGCUUGGCUCUGACGACACUGGAUGAGGCCGAGGAUGUCUUCGUCCUGGCGGCGGCGGGAACUAAGACAUUCGUUCAAAUCUUCGUGGCCGCUGCCGCCGAAGAGACACUUGACUUCAAGCUGCAGGCUACCCUGUCAGGCCACGAGGGUUGGAUCCGGUCUCUGGACUUCACAUGGGAGAAGGCCGGUUCAAAUAGCGAUCUUCUCCUUGCCUCGGCGAGUCAGGACAAGUACGUCCGACUCUGGCGCCUUCACCUGGGCAAGGAGCUACCGUCGCUCGCCGCAGAGGGCUCGGAUCCUUCCAGCGGCGCCUACCUUCCGGGUAAGUCACCUUCAAACAAGGCCCACCGACUCCAAUCAGGCGGAAAGGACUUUUCCAUCACGUUCGAGGCCCUGCUCUUGGGCCACGAGGACUGGAUCUACAGCGCGAAAUGGUUCACCCGGAACAGCAAGCUACAGCUGUUAUCGACCUCCGCGGACAAUUCCCUCGCCAUGUGGGAGGCUGACAGCGCGUCGGGAAUCUGGGUUAGCAUGGUAAGGCUCGGCGAAAUCAGCAGAGAAAAGGGCGCGACAACGGCGACGGGCAGCAUCGGCGGCUUCUGGACUGGCCUAUGGGGCCCCGACGGCAAGUCCGUCGUUUGCCUCGGCCGGACGGGAAGCUGGCGCCGCUGGGUUUACAACGAUGAGCGCGCCGACUGGCAUCCCGCCAUCGCCGUCACUGGUCAUACCAAGACCGUCACGGGCAUCGCAUGGUCGCGCGAUGGAGACUACCUCAUGUCGACGAGCUCCGACCAGACGACACGCCUCCACGCUCGCUGGAAGCGCGGCGCGGCUCGCUCGUGGCACGAGAUGUCCCGGCCUCAGAUCCACGGCUAUGACCUGAACUGCAUCGACACCCUCGGCGCGUCGCAAUUUGUCUCUGGCGCCGACGAGAAGCUCAUGCGCGUCUUCAGCGAGCCGCGCGCCGUGGCACAAAUGCUCCAGACCCUCGGCGGGAUCCAGACGGACGCGCCGGCCGAGUCCAUGCCGGAUGGCGCCAACAUGCCUGUGCUCGGCCUGUCCAACAAGGCCAUCGACGCCGUUGACGACGACCAGGAGGUCCAGGCCGACAGCCAGUACGACCGCGAGGCCAUCGACCCGGCCACGAUCGUGCGCAAGUCCAUGCUCGAUAUCGACCACCCGCCCUUUGAGGAGUCGCUGUCGCGGCACACCCUCUGGCCCGAAACGGAGAAGCUGUACGGCCACGGCUACGAGAUCUCCUGCCUGGCCGCGAGUCACGACGGCAAGCUGAUUGCCAGUGCUUGCAAGGCGAGCUCGCUGAACCACGCCGUUAUCCGCAUCUUCGAGACGGAGCGCUGGACCGAGGUCAGGCCGCCUCUGAUGGCGCACUCCCUCACGGCCACGAGACUCCGCUUCUCGCCGGACGACAAGCUCAUACUAAGUGUCGGGCGAGACAGGCAAUGGGCUGUCUUCGAGCGUGACGAGAAGGAGCGCUCGCAGUACCGGCUCCUCCAGGCCAACCCCAAGGGCCACACGCGCAUGAUCCUGGACGCCGCGUGGGCCCCGUCUACGAGUGCCAGAGUCUUCGCGACUGCGGGACGUGACAAGAACGCCAAGGUCUGGGUGGGAAAGGCCCAGGAGGGCGGCACGAUGGAGUUCGCCCUGGCGUCGAGCCUCGCUUUCGACGGCCCCGUCACGGCCGUCGACUUCCUCGGCAGACAGGGCACGGCAGGCGAGCUCAUCCUCGCGGUGGGUACCGAGUCCGGCAAGAUCUCACUCUGCACCUUGGCCCCUGAGACCUUCCAGUCAGUCGGCACAGUCCAGCUGGUACCGCAUCUGUGUCUUCCCAAACCAGUGGCCCAGCUCGCGUGGCGUCCCUCCAAUAGCGAUGGCGACGCAGACGAACUGGCCAUCGCUGGCGAGGAUAGUUCCCUGAGGAUAUACGGCUUCACCGGACAGGGAGCAUCCACCUCGACGAGCAAAUGA
Messenger RNA from Colletotrichum graminicola M1.001, 2478 nucleotides. Its product is annotated as WD domain-containing protein. NCBI's taxonomy places the organism in Eukaryota, Fungi, Ascomycota, Sordariomycetes, Glomerellales, Glomerellaceae. The transcript is spliced from 3 exons. The record is from RefSeq and is a predicted model, not a curated record. Gene Ontology annotation, cellular component: elongator holoenzyme complex. Gene Ontology annotation, molecular function: protein binding. Gene Ontology annotation, biological process: tRNA wobble uridine modification. Bases 1 to 2478 code for a protein of 825 amino acids.